AUGUCAGUACAGCGUGUGUAACGGCUUCACCUAUUGUAAUGGACAACUUAAAAUAUCCGACAGAUCAAAUCAGUGUAACCAUGAAAAACAAUUACGACUUAAACAAGAACGUUUUAUGGCAGCAUUACAGUACAACAGAAGGAGUAUCUGUUAUUUAUCCUGCAACUAAUUAGGAAAAUUGUAAAAACUUUGAUCCCAGAUACACGUCGUCCUAUGCCUCAGCAGCUUCUCCCACAGAUAAGGAUGUUGUCCUCGUUAUCGACACGAGUUCCUCCAUGAAACAACCAUCUGGUAUUACAGCCAAAACAAAAAUGGUCAUUGUUAAAGAGGCAGCAAAUAAUGUCAUCCAAACGCUUAAACCGAACGACAGAGUUGGACUGGUUUCAUUUGAUAAGGAGGCAAAAACACCAUCGGUGCCGUCAACCAGUCAUUCAUGUUAUGGAAACGAGUUAGCUUUUGCAACGAAGGAAAAUACAGAUGAAUUGAAGCAGUAUAUCUUCACAUUAAACACUGGUACUACAGGAGAUUCAAACUAUGAAAAGGCCCUGUUAGCGGCUUUCAAUUACUUCCAUUCUUCAAACAACACUUUAGACAACGACAACCGAGUGAAAGUGAUUUUAUUCAUAACUGAUGGAAAAUCAACAUUGGGAAGAAAUCCUGUUCAAGUAAUAAGUGAAGAGAAUGCCAAAUUGCAGAACAAAAUAGCAAUCUUCACAUAUCUGAUAGGACAAGAUAUAGAUGCACAACAACAAUUAACAGGAAUGGCUAAUCAAGUUCUUGCAAUUGGACCUAAGCCAGUUGGUCAUUUCGAAGAUUUUAACCAGAAUAACCAGAAGCUGCUUUCAACUAAAUUAGCCACAUUUUAUAUACAUCUGCCAACAAGUAGUCAGUCUGAACAAUCUACUUUCACUGUUCCCUAUGUCGAUCGGUUCUCAGAAGUUGGUUUGAUAACAUCAUUAUGCCGUCCUGUUAACGUCAUAAGCUUUCAUGGAGUCAUGUGUACAGAUGUGAAAAUAAGUGAACUUUUAACUGAAGUGGAGUACUUUUCAGAAGAUGAAUAUUCAUAUGCUUUCAUGAUAGAUGGACUCGGGAGAGUUUUGAUGCAUCCAUUGUUGCCAAAUGCAGCUUUUGUUAAAUCAACCGAAGACCCUGUGUUAGUUGAUAUUGGUGUAUUGGAAAGAGAAGUAGACGCUCAAUCUGUUAUUGAGUCUAUGAAAAGUGGUGGUAUGGGAAAGAAAACAUUGACGAAGUUUUUUACGAAACCACGUGGUAAACUUGUGAAUGAUGGAAGCAGAGAUGUUAGUCUUACAGCAUAUUUCUAUUGGGGUUCGAUACCUCAGAGUAAUCUUUCCUUGUGUGUUGUUCUUGUGGACGAGUCGUAUUCCGAAAUAGACGAAAGUCAAUUCCAGCUCAGCGACGUAGAUUUACCAAAUGUAUUUAUGUACCACAACAUAAGCCUUUUGAAGGACUCCUUUUCUGAUUGCAAAUUCUAUUCAAGACGAGUAACAUCAGAUCGAAGUAGUGUGAAAUUUUCUCAGUCUGCAUUUCAAAACCCUUUUCAGUACUUAGACCGCGAUGAGACGGCUGAAGAUGUCACAAAUUAUGGCAAUUAUCUUACAAGGCAAAAAUUAACAAAUCCUGGAUUUAAGACGACAUUACGAUCAGCUGUAUGGGCUACAUAUAAAGCGGAGCAGUAUUGGAAAUCUCAUCCUGCGAGAUUCGUGUCAUGGAGAUACAUCGGAACAAAAGCAGGAAUGAUAAGAAUUUAUCCUGGAGUUUCAUUGCAAAAACCUUAUGAUCACGAAAAGAGAGCAUGGUGGCGUCAGGCCAUGGCACAUCCCAAUAAAAUGUUUUUAACUACUCCUUAUGUUGAUUCGUGGGGGUCUGGAAUAGUCUUGUCUCUCGUGCACACUAUAUACAAGAAAGGAUCGACCACAGUAACUGCUGCUGUUGGUGCAGAUUUCCCCCUGGAAUACUUCAAUUGGUUGUUUAGUAGUGUUUAUCCUACUUGUAAUGACGUAUCUUACUGGUGCAUUAUUGUUGACGACAGUGGGUUUAUAGUAAUGCAUCCACGACUUAAAGAAACAACGAUUGAAUCUGGCUUUAAAGAACCAAAACAUAUUACUAUUGAGGAACCAGGUAUUGCAAAAAUUCUGAAACGGGAAGGUGUACUUAACUCGAAAGAGUGCCAAGAUUUUUCGAAGAAUACAAAUUUAAGGUCCUUUCGGGUGACUAUGCCAGUUAACAAAUUAGGAGGGCUUGAUUUCAAAGACACUGAUGAAACAUUUGAAAUACGACCUAUUGCAGAAACGAAUGUGUUUAUCAUAAGGAGACAGACACAACCAACUACCAACUGUAAAUGUGACUCUACAUCACCUGAUAUCGUAGAAUGCAGUAACCAGUGUGAAUGUUUAUGCCACAGUCCAAUUAUUUAUGAUGUAUGUUCUAACAAAUAUAAUACAGGGUCUGCUAGUCCACCGUGUAGUGCCCGAUUACCAGAUACAUCGGGUGUAAGUCAACCAGAUGAUACACAAGGUCUUACCACAUGUUAUGUUCCAAAAUGUCAUCAAAAAGCAACAAAGACAGACUGUUUCAGCGAACUAGAAUGUAGUUGGUGUGAAUAUAACGACCUCUUACAACAAAUAGCUACGCCAUGUUGUAGGCUUAAAGAGGAAUGUACAUUUGGUAAAACAAAAUCUCAAUACAGAAAUACGUGUGCGGCACCAUCAACCACAACUGACAAGACGUCAGAUGAAAUAAAUGCAGGACAAAUUGGCGGAAUAAUAGGUGGAUCAAUCGCCUUUGGCAUCCUUCUCACUCUCAUAAUGAUUUGUGGAAUUAAGUUUUUUAGAUCUAGAAAUCGUAAUGAAAAUGCUGAUCCGUAUAUAGAGGCUAUUCCAGAUUAUGAACUUAGACAAUACAGAGAAAAGGAGGAAUGUAGUAGUACGGAUUCACCACCACCGCCAUACCAGAUUCAACCGGCAAUUAAUCAUAAUUUUUAUGUUGACUCAUCUCCUGGACAUAAAGUUUGAUAGACAAAUAGUCAUAAAAUGUUUUUUUCGUAACAUCCGUUUUCUGCUAGUUUCCAUGUUAUACAAACCCAUAUAUUGAACAUUAUUUAUAUUCUUUGUUUCUGACUUAAUUUUUUAAAGUUUAAAUCUCCUCAUUUUAUAAUUAUAUACAUACAUAUAUUAUCAUGUUUCCCUUUGUUAACCUAUU
Molecule: messenger RNA, 3219 nt
Organism: Mytilus trossulus (common blue mussel)
Lineage: Eukaryota; Metazoa; Mollusca; Bivalvia; Mytilida; Mytilidae
Product: VWFA and cache domain-containing protein 1-like
Exons: 20
Coding region: 276-3032 (918 amino acids)
Cellular component (GO): voltage-gated calcium channel complex
Molecular function (GO): voltage-gated calcium channel activity
Source: RefSeq, a predicted model, not a curated record